AUGUCUUUGCAACAGGAAUCGCGAUUUGACUUACCAGGUUUUACCCUCCCCUUGUUAUAUACCAAGCGGGAAUACAAUGACAACAACUCCCUUUUCCCCAAUGCACUCGAUUUUGAAGAGGACGCAUACGACGGGUUUCUCUAUACCUUCCGCGAAAUUCUGAUGAUGCGGGUGAUGAACACUAUCACCGAUAAACCAGAUUGGGAUCGAAAGGUGUUUGACGAAAGCAUCACUAACAAAUGGCGACAAGAAGUGUCCGAAAGCGGGCAGGAUAUCUCAAAAGCCAUGAUGGACUGGAUCAUCAAAGAGUUACAGUGGAAGACCGAGGGUCUCAAGAAAGAUGGCAUCAUCAGUGUCUUUGACACUGGUGUGGUUAAAUCGGAUAAUGCAAUCCCAAAGGACCUCAAACAACAGCUCAUAGAAGCGGUGGCACCUUUCGAAGAUGUCCCAGACGACCAAAAGGACUAUCACCCCGGCACUGACAACAAAGUCCUCGAUCUCGUGCACCAAUCGCUCUUUGCAGUUGUCUACGGACGUACCUACAUUAUCCGAGACAAACUCAUCGGCCUGAAUGACUGUCUGAACUAUGUGGGUCAGGGAGAGGUGCUCCCAGUUACACCUAAACCCGCGCCAGCUCAGCGUUAUUCACGAGGCCAUGUGCCUGAUGCGCUUAGUCACAAGUUCCAAUGGCUUCCCUGUGACGUAGAAUUCGUCGGAAGUGAGCCCGCAUGUCGGAUCACCUCCUAUAUCAACAACGUUCACCCUAUUGAGCACAAUGGUCUAUAUGGAGUCGUCGAGAAGAUCAUUGACAGGGCUAUUCCGCUCUGGAACAAGAGUCUGGCACCACCUUCCCAAAUGGGACAAAGGAUUCCGUACGGAGAAGAUAUCAAAUACGUCGAUGGUUCUGAAGACACGGAGCCGAGACAAGGGGAAGAUGAGGAUGAAGAGGUCUACUGGGAUCGUCACGAGGUCUGGCAAGCUGCUCGCAAGAUCGAACUUCCAGAGCCAAACGUGAAUUCGUUCAAGCCACCGAACCAACCCUCUUUCCGAGAGCGUGUUGAUCUUCGCGAGAAUUUCAAGGACAGCGGACUCCAGAUUAUCGUGAAGCUGGCUAAUAUCGAGCUCACAACCGAAAACCCCGAGUAUGAUGGAGGAAGCUGGCACAUCGAGGGACAACUUAACGAACGAAUCUGCGCAACGGCCAUCUACUACUACGACAGCGAAAACAUCACACAGAGCACUCUCUCUUUCCGCCAUCGCGCCGGAAAAGACCUCGCUGACGACUUCUAUUAUGAACAAGGCCGCCACGAGUUCCUUCAGCAGGUCUACGGAUUUCCGGGCAGCGGAACUGACUUUGGAGAUAGUCCUGAUGGCAUUACGCAGGAUCUUGGAGGCGUUGUGUGUCGCGAGGAUAGACUUCUCACAUUCCCUAAUGUUCUUCAGCACCGAGUGUCUCCGUUUUCACUGGCUGAUCGAUCGAAGCCUGGCCAUCGCAAGAUUCUUGCGUUGUUUCUUAUUGAUCCGAACGUGAGAAUCAUUUCGUCGGCCAAUGUCCCGCCACAGCAGGAGGAGUGGAGUCAAGGACGACGGAAGUUGAUUGAUGGGCUUCUUGGUGAGCGCUUACCUGCGGAGUUACAGGAGAUAGUGCGCCAGGAUUUGCCGAUGCCAGUCAUGUCCUUGGAGGAGGCGAAGAAGUAUAGGUUGGAAUUAAUGAAGGAGAGGAGCGUGAAGAGUGAAGACCAUAAUCAAGGAUUCACUAGAGGGGAGUUCUCGCUGUGUGAGCACUAG
Molecule: messenger RNA, 1788 nt
Organism: Penicillium atrosanguineum
Lineage: Eukaryota; Fungi; Ascomycota; Eurotiomycetes; Eurotiales; Aspergillaceae
Product: DUF4246 domain-containing protein
Exons: 5
Coding region: 1-1788 (595 amino acids)
Source: RefSeq, a predicted model, not a curated record